Poecilia latipinna (sailfin molly) is the source of this 2559-nucleotide messenger RNA. It is a transcript of the gene nr2e1, whose product is annotated as nuclear receptor subfamily 2, group E, member 1. NCBI's taxonomy places the organism in Eukaryota, Metazoa, Chordata, Actinopteri, Cyprinodontiformes, Poeciliidae. The coding region runs from base 606 to 1799 and encodes 397 amino acids. Gene Ontology annotation, molecular function: zinc ion binding; sequence-specific DNA binding; DNA-binding transcription factor activity. The record is from RefSeq and is a predicted model, not a curated record. Gene Ontology annotation, biological process: regulation of DNA-templated transcription. The transcript is spliced from 9 exons.
GCCAAGUGGAUGGAGGAAGUGGAGCUCUCCACCCUCCAGCCUCCCCCUGGCACUUCUCAUAAAUAUUACCGACGCUUAUUCGAGGGGAACUCGCAGCACAAAGUCACGUCGUGUCCCGGUGUGUUUAACACAUUUUCACCCCUGAUUUUAGCCCAAAAUUUGCCUUUUUUUUUUUUUUUUUUUUAUCCGUUUCUCUAGCGGCUUCAGCGCCCCGUCGGAUCCUCCGCAGGCGGUGGUUUCUUUCCUUCGCACACAUUCAACUUUACGCGCCGGGUUGGUGCGCACCGACCUGCCGGAGCAGCGCUGCUGCCUGUCACCGAUACCCGGUUGCGUCUCUCCUGCAUGCCGGAGCUCCAGUCCGGCUGUAAUGAAGGCAAAGGGUGCCGAGAUAAAACUCGGGCGCUGAGUUUUCAUUUGGAGCUCUGAAACGAAGCCUGCGACUCAGACAAGUUGGUAACUGGACUUUUUAUCCGCUGAAGAGCAAAACACACCGCUUCUACUUCAACAGUUUUCUUGUUGUACUCCUAAAGUAAAAUAUUUAUUUUUAAAAAAAAGGGGGGUGGGGGACAAUUUCCUUGAGAGACUGUAGAAAGACCUGAACAUUCAUGAUGAGCAAACCCGCCGGUUCAACAAGUGGCUGUUUGGAUAUUCUGAACGUCAAAUCAAGUCGGAUUCUGGACAUCCCAUGCAAAGUGUGCGGCGAUCGCAGCUCAGGAAAACACUACGGUGUUUACGCAUGCGACGGCUGUUCGGGAUUCUUCAAGAGGAGCAUCCGGAGGAACCGAACCUAUGUGUGCAAGUCGGGCUCACAGGGUGGCUGUCCCGUUGACAAAACUCACAGGAACCAAUGCCGAGCGUGUCGUUUGAAAAAGUGUCUGGAAGUGAACAUGAAUAAAGACGCCGUCCAGCAUGAAAGGGGGCCCCGGACGUCCACCAUCCGCAAACAAGUCGCCCUUUAUUUCCGGGGCCACAAAGAGGUGAACGGCUCCUCGACCCACUUCCCGGGAUCUUCGCUGCCCGGGCCUCCCUUCUUCACCACGGUCACGCAGCUGGAGCCCCACAACCUGGAGAUGAGCUCAGUAGCAACCACGCCAGAAAGACAGGCGAUCGUGGGUUUAGCACAACCCACCCCCAAGUAUCCCCAUGAAGUCAGUGGCACCCCAAUGUAUUUAUACGAGGUGGCCACGGAGUCCGUGUGCGAGUCCGCAGCGCGCCUCCUCUUCAUGAGCAUCAAGUGGGCCAAAAGCGUCCCCGCAUUCUCCACCCUGCCUCUGUCUGAUCAGCUGAUCCUGUUGGAGGACGCCUGGAGGGAGCUGUUUGUUCUGGGUAUCGCUCAGUGGGCAAUUCCUGUGGACUCCACGACUCUCCUUGCUGUCUCUGGGAUGAACACAGAAAACACAGAAUCUCAGCGGAUGAACAAGAUCAUGUCUGAGAUCCAGGCACUUCAGGAGGUGGUGACCAGAUUCCGACAGAUGCGGCUGGACGCGACGGAGUUCGCGUGUUUAAAAUGCAUCGUGACGUUCAAAGCAGUUCCUACCCAAGGCAGCACUGAAUUAAGGAGUUUCCGCAAUGCCAGCGCCAUCGCUGCACUACAAGAUGAAGCACAGCUCACACUCAACAGCUACAUCCACACCAGGUACCCAACUCAGCCCUGCCGCUUCGGGAAGCUGCUGCUGCUCCUCCCGGCACUCCGCUCCGUCAGCCCCUCCACCAUAGAGGAAGUGUUCUUUAAAAAGACCAUCGGGAACGUUCCCAUCACAAGGCUUCUGUCCGACAUGUACAAAUCAAGUGAUAUAUGAACUAUCUGACUGUCCAGAGGCGUGAAAAAGGACUAAGACAUCCACCCAGGUCUGGACAGAAGGUCAACUCAACGUAGGUGCAGCAGACGCGGGUUGAAGUUUUCACGGAGCACAAAGUCUUUUUAGGCCUGUAGGCUCCACACUGAAGUAAAGACUCCCAACACAGUCGGAUCACCUAUUAACAGUUGCACUAGUUAAGGAUUAGGCUCAGAAAAUUGCAGUUUACAGUAUUUAAAUGUCGCCUUAAGACUCUAAAAGAGCGCCUGCCAAGUCCAUUUUUAAACAGAAAUGCUGUACAUUACGAUGUCUUUCGAGUGUCUUUGAGACCAAUGAGCUUGAUGACCAAUUUAAUCUUGUAAUUGCUGUGUUCAGUCCCAGUGGAGGAAACCAAAAAGAUGCCCCAACAGUGAGAGGGCCCCGAGUCGCUGUUCCACAAUCCAGUGCUGAAACCAAAUGCACAAAAAGGGGGCAACAACGAAGAAAAUAGACUUUGACGUGAAAACCGUUGCUGUAAAAUUAUUCGAGGAAGUCAUUGCAGAGGCUGCUGUCCCAUCCGUCGGUGUGUCCUGCUUUCAGACGCAGCAGCAUUUCAAAAAUGUCUUUAGGUUGAUUUUGUGACGACAGACACUAACAUUGGAUAAAAUAAUAUUCAGCACUUGGAAAUGUUCUUUUGUGGCCUGUGUUCUUUUGAGUUUGCUGUAAAUAUCUUGAGUUAUAACUAUUUAGAGUUGUAACAAAGAGAAUAAAAGAGGUGAAGACU